Messenger RNA from Hyposmocoma kahamanoa, 919 nucleotides. RefSeq lists its product as uncharacterized. The transcript has a single exon. The record is from RefSeq and is a predicted model, not a curated record. NCBI's taxonomy places the organism in Eukaryota, Metazoa, Arthropoda, Insecta, Lepidoptera, Cosmopterigidae. Bases 11 to 904 code for a protein of 297 amino acids.
AAAAUCAAACAUGGUUGCCUUUCUUCUUUUGCUCCUGCCAGCAUUGGCGAUUGCAAGCAUCGACAUUGAAAUCACCGGCCAGUACGAUGGAGACCAGCCCUCUUUGAAAGUCUACUACUCCGGAAGCCAAGCUGACGUAAUUUCCAAUGAAGAAAGGAAAGUUUUCAAACUCGGUGACGAGGAACUCAAGAAUGCAGUCAGGAACUAUUUUGGAAAGAUGCCUGAUUCUGCUUACCUUCGUAGUCCAACACCUUGGGGCGAUCUAUACUCUACCUAUGAUUGGAGUCAGGUCAUCCGAACCCUCGUACCAAAGUCAGCACGCAUCCUAAAGAUCACAUCUGAACCCCAAAUUGUCAUGCAGCAAGUUUUUGAGAACAAUGGUUCCAAACCUGAACUUUUCAACAUGGGCAUUUACCAGGAUGUUCAGGAGACAGUUUCGUCAUCGUCGUCUCAUCCCCAGGAGUUGAACAUUGGUCAAGACAUCUCAUACGGUUUCGAAAUCAAACCCUUGAACCACAAUGGCAAGACCCCCUUCUCUUACACUUCGAAAUACGGUCUGAACUACAAGAAAUCCAGGACUGUCAGAGUUGGCGCUACAUCGUCAAUGAACUUGCUUCUGCAGGCAGGUCAGGCAGCUAUGGCUACUCUUGAAGCGACUCGGGUAACUAUCACGCUUGAGAUUGAAUAUGAAGCCAAUUUAUCCGGAGUAGUAGCUGUGAACUAUGAUGAGACUUACAAGGGUCAUAAUUUCUGGGGUCUUGACGUUAGGGGCGUCAUGGAAAAAGGCAAUCUUAACAACAAGGUGAGGUCUAAGGAAGUUAUUGAGAUCAACUACUACGUCACUUCGAAAGUGUCCGUCUUUGACAGAGCUUAUGGAGAAAAAAUGAUGGAAGUAACAUAUUGAAUUUAGAUUUAUAUU